This is a messenger RNA of Larimichthys crocea (large yellow croaker), 2105 nucleotides long. RefSeq names its product rhomboid-related protein 4-like. NCBI's taxonomy places the organism in Eukaryota, Metazoa, Chordata, Actinopteri, Sciaenidae. Bases 1 to 831 code for a protein of 276 amino acids. The record is from RefSeq and is a predicted model, not a curated record. The transcript is spliced from 6 exons.
AUGGCGUCCUUCCUGUGGAAAGGUAACAGGCUGGAGCGCCGUCUGGGUGGAGCCUGGUUCCUCUAUCUGCUGUCGGUCCUUCUUCCUGCUCACCGGGCGGGUCCUAUCUGGCUGCUGCAGGCGUGGCUGACUAAACUCAUCCAGGAGCCCGAUCCACUGUGGGACCUCAUCGACGCCCCUCGGCUCACAGCAGCGAGUGUGCUUCGCUCCCAGGACUUCUUGAUCGGUCACCUGUCGGGCAUCCUGGUGGGUCUGUUGUACACUUUGGGUCCACUGAGGAUCAUCAUGGAGACGUGUGCAGAGUCUGUGUCUUCAGAUAUGAAUGAUCCACGGCCGAGUACAUACUUCAACUUCUCAGGUCACAGUGGGACUGGUCCAGAGAGUCCACAGAAUGCUGAAGAUCGUACAGCAGAAGAUUGUACAGCUGAAGAUCGUACAGCUGAAGAUCGUACAGCUGAAGAUCGUACAGCUGAAGAUCGUACAGCAGAGGAUUGUACGGCAGAAGAUUGUACGGCUGUAGAUCGUAUGGCAGAAGAUUGUACGGCUGAAGAUCGUAUGGCAGAAGAUUGUGCAGCAGAUGACUCAUCUGAUUACAUCAAAACCGACCUGGACAGAAUGACGGAGGAGGAGCAGAUUGAACUGGCGAUCAGGAACAGCCUGAAUGACCGAGGACCGACGAGGCGGAGACGAACAGCACAACCUCCUUCUGGUUUCCACCCCACAGAGGAGGAGGAGGAGGCGAGCCCAGAGGAGAUCAGGAGGAGACGACUGAGGAGACUUGAAGAGGAAUUUUAUCACCAGAGGAGAAGAAGACACUUUUUGGAUUUAUGACGUAAUGUAAUAUUUCCAGUCUCUUACAGUGAUUUUGACUCCGACCAAGAAUGAACUUGGUCCACUGACUCUAAAACUCUGGAGGCUGCUGUUCACGUCCCGUCUCCAACAUUCACUGUUACUUUCCGUUUACAGUUUUUUCAAUUGCUAAAACUCAGUUUCUGAAACCUUGCUCCAUUUUCUUAAAACAUUCAACACAAAACCUCAUCAAAAAUCAAACUUUGACAGUUUUACCUGUGCUCAAAACCAAACACUUCUUCUUCUUCUUCUUCUUCCUCCUUGUAUUUUAACAGUACUGUACUCUGCAUCUAACAAAUCUGCCCUUUGUCUCUGUGACACUGUAAUUCUUGUUCUCUGUUGAUAUGAACCUGUAACCAGUCAAAAUCUAUUGAGCAGUCAGUACUGUAAACAAAUGGAAAGCACAAUGUUCAGGGCCAUGCAGUGUCCUUACUAUGGUGGACACAGAGAAUCAUCUCAAACUGGAAGUCCUGCUUCCCUCGUUGUCAGUCCAUGGACAAGAACAUGCUCUAUGAUUGUUGCUUGAAUUUCAGCAGAUAUUUCCACUCUUUAUCUUCCUCUUCCUCCUUGUCCCCACCUCACAUACACACUCGUCCUCUCUCAUACUUUCUUCUAGCCAUUCUCAGACUUUCUCAUUCCCACCAUCAACAACCUGUUUGCUCUCUGAACUGGCUUACAUUGGUUGUGCCACAUCAUUUGAAACAAGUGAAAUCUAUUUUGAGUGGUUGUGUUUAAUCAAUGACAUGUCUGCUCUGUUUGUAUUGAAUGUUUGCCACUUGUGUUUACCAGUAUGGAUGCAUUAGAGUGCAGAAUGUGUUUUAAAGAAUGAGUUUAGAUGUUUGCUGAAAAGUGUAAGUGAGAUCUGCACAUUGUGUUUUACAAUGUGACAGACUGGAUAAUUAGCUAAAUGAGUUCAGGAAACAGUGGGUUUCAGUGUUUUAGCAAUUGAAAAAACUGUAAAUCAGACCUGAACCUUUCCCUAACUUUUCCAUAACCUUUCCAUAACCUUUUCUACCUGCACAGAUCAGUUCGGAUCAGAAAACACUCAGCGUCAUAGGUCAAGAGUGUUACAUUUGAUAUAUUUGCACUGAAGAGUUACUGUCUGCUGACUGUAAUGCAUUAUGUUCAGGAGGAUCACGAGGUUUGAUCGUUUUUUAUCAUCUGCACGAGAAAUAAUUCUCAAAUAACAAAUAAAUGUUUUACUGAUCAAAGUCAAAUCAAUCAGCAACAUAUGAUCAGUGAUCGAAUGGAAAACA